CAUAGAUAUAUAGCAGUAUCCACUCGAGCGUAAAUAGGAAGUUGUAGCUAAACUGGCGAAUGAACUUCCGGUGCGCCAGGUUUGAAUCGUCUGUGUUUAAAACAAAGCUUGUGAAACGCUAGCGGUCUGUGAAUGAAAUAGGCGGUGAUGGAUAAUGGCACCGACAGUCUGUUUAAGAGGGUGGCAGGGAAGCUCGGCUGGACCGGACCGGGAGGACUGGACUCGGUGGAGAAAGAGCUGGUUAGAAGCAUUGGAAAGGGUAGGCGCCCACUAACUGGAGGCCGUAAGACUGGCACAGCAUCAGCUGUCACACCCGAGCUGUCAGACAGCGACAGCUCCGGAAAGGAGAACUGGCUGGGAAACGGAGAGUGUCGCCAGAAACGGGUUCAGCUUGACUCCAGCGACGAUGACUUUGACCAGAUUCUGGCUGAGAAGGCCACUCUUAAACCAGCUGGCCAGCGACAUCUCUCACGGCCGCAGUGUAACAGUCCAUCUGCCCAGCUGGUUAGCUCAGGCAGUGACAGUAGCUUUGAAGAAUUCCUGAACAGAGUGAAAACGCCCAGGUCCAAGCCAAUAGCAGCAGUGAGGAGCUGCAGUGAUGACAGCCUCAAACAUUUCAUCGUGAACAGCUUAUCCUCUGAUGAUGACUUUGCCACAGAUCGGAAGAAACCCGCUCCCAAAAGUAAACCGAAGACCCCCAGGUCUCUCCAGGUCCCCCGGCCCCCUUCUCAGUGGGAGUCCCCUGUUUUCCUGAGCGAGAGUGACAGCGACGGGGAUGAUGGAGUGGUGAUCAGGAGCACCUGGAAGUCCCGCCACACCCCGCGCAGGCCGCCCUCCACGGGGCAGGAGGGAGGGGGGCAGGGUGGGGCGCAGGUUCCUGCUCGUUCUGCCUCCGCCUCGGCUCCACCCCCCUCAACAACCCCCUCCUCCCUUCGCUCGCUCUGCCCAUUCUUGCUCCCCCCAUCCUCUUCCUCCUCCUCGGUGCCCCCGAAGCAGACGCACCGAGCUCUACUUCCUUCAGACGAUUCGGCCAGCUCUGAGGAGGAGUUUCUGUCGCUGCUGGAGAGACUCAAGCAGAACCACAGCACGGGCAGCAACAGCACACAGAGGCCCAGUCCCAUCCCAGAGCCCAAGCCGAAGCCCUGUGUGUCAGUACCUUCUGGGCGGGGCCUGGUUGGGACAGGGCCACGGAAGGUGGAGAAAGGGGUUCAACGUGACAGGACACCAGUACAGCCAGUAAGCAGACACCCCCAUGUCAGCCUAACAGAGCCUCGACCACCAUCAGGCAGCAGAGUGGCUGUCUGCAAGACCCCAGGCUGUUUCCUGCAGUCUCUGUCAGUCCCUGGGUCUCAGUACUGCCGCAGCUUCAAGCAGAACAAGGAAGAGCUCACCGGCAGGCUAUAUAGACUGUACAACAGCAGUGUCUUUGAUGGCAAGCUCCCCUCCGACAUGUCUGUCAGCUGGAAUAAGAAGAUGCGAAAGACAGCGGGGUACUGCGUCACGGGGCAGGAGAGGGGGGGCGGGAAACGCUACGCCCGCAUUGAACUCUCGGAGAAAGUGUGCGACUCUGCAGAUCGGCUGAGGGACACGCUGGUCCAUGAGAUGUGCCAUGCUGCCACUUGGCUCAUCAAUGGCGUGCGUGACGGGCAUGGAUCUUUCUGGAAGCUGUAUGCCCGCAAGUCUACCCUGGCCCACCCAGAGCUGCCUAUGGUGACCCGCUGCCACAGCUAUGACAUCAACUAUAAGUUCCAGUACCAGUGCAGUCGCUGCAAGAACACGAUCGGACGUCACUCCAAGUCCCUGGACACUCAGCGGUUUGUGUGCGCCCUAUGCACGGGUCCGCUGGUCCUCCUCAACCCGACCAAGCCCCGGGCCGCCACUCCCUUUGCCAGUUUUGUGAAGGAGAACUAUGGAACAGCACGUCAGGAGCUGGCGGGUCAGAGACACGCGGACGUCAUGAGGAAGCUCAGCGCCGACUUCGCCUCCAAGACCCGGCUCAGCCAGAGCUGAGGCCCAGGUGGAGUGCCCCCCGCACCCUGUGCGGGUUUUCCAUACCUUACCCAACUCCUCACAAUGACAAUCAGCUUCUCCUGCUAGUCCUGGAUGAACCGUUCAAAGGGCACGUUUCUUACGAUGAUUUUGUGUCCCAAAGGAAAAUGUGCAUGGGGAGUUAUCCGCUGAAAGUGGUUGGACCAUAUGACUGUUUAUUUUUUAUUUGAAUCAUUCAUUUGAUCAUGGAUGCACCAAAUUAUUAUUAUUUUUGGGGUUUGUUGUUGGUCUUCGCAUAUUCUACAGGUUUCACAUAAAGGGAAUUGUGCCAGUUUUAACUUGUCUAUUACCUGUUAUUGAUGUAAGUCUUGUCUAUGUCCAGUAUAAAUGUCUUCUUGACCAAUGUGAAAGUGUUCUGUUUUUCCUAAUAAAGUUGAAUAAAGUAAUAAA
Molecule: messenger RNA, 2439 nt
Organism: Conger conger (European conger)
Lineage: Eukaryota; Metazoa; Chordata; Actinopteri; Anguilliformes; Congridae
Gene: gcna
Product: germ cell nuclear acidic peptidase
Exons: 13
Coding region: 148-2010 (620 amino acids)
Cellular component (GO): nucleus
Source: RefSeq, a predicted model, not a curated record